UUUGGAUGAGGGACGAAACGUCUUCCAGUAUCUUCAACCAAGUCCAGUUGCCCUUGAAUUUUAACCUUCGUUGGACCCUUGGUGCUUUGGUGGGAGCUGCACGGUGGAAACAGAUGCAUCCUCCACCACCAGUCUGUCCAAUGAGGAGAGGAGGGGGCGUUCCCGUCGGCUCCAUUCUUCAUUUGUGUGCAAACCACAACAAGCUACGACGGUGCAACGGAUGGCAAACAAGUCCGAAUAAAACACAAGACACAGACAGCUGCAGAUAUGGGCAAGUCCCAGUCACACUUGGCUAAGCACAAAAACGAGAGCGAGGACGCUCUGACGACUGCUGGCGAGUAUGGAGACAGUAAGACAGAGGAGGAUGGCAAGAACGGAGACGUAUCUCAGUUCCCCUACGUGGAGUUCACUGGACGGGACAGUGUCACAUGCCCCACAUGCCAGGGCACUGGCAGAAUCCCACGAGGUCAAGAGAAUCAGCUUGUGGCUCUGAUUCCAUACAGUGACCAAAGGCUCAGGCCAAGCAGGACAAAGCUGUAUGUCACAAUAUCAGUGGCACUUUGCCUGCUGCUGUCAGGCCUGGCAGUUUUCUUUCUAUUCCCUCGCUCGAUUGAUGUCUCCUAUGUGGGAGUGAAGUCUGCCUAUGUCUCCUAUGACUUGGACAAACGAAUUGUUUAUCUCAACAUUACUAGCACUCUGAAUAUCACCAAUAAUAACUACUACACCAUAUCUGUGACCAACAUCACAGCCCAAGUGCAGUUCUCCAAAACGGUGAUAGGCAAGGCCAAGCUGAACAACAGCUCAGUGAUCAUACCACUGGAUGAACGGCAGAUUGACUACACAGUUCCCACCACCAUUGCUGAUGAGAUGAGUUAUAUGUUUGACUACUGCACCUUGCCAACUAUAAAAGUUCACAACAUAGUAGUCAUGAUGCAGGUGACGGUGACAACGUCGUACUUCGGCCACGCGGAGCAGGUCUCUCAGGAGAUGUACCAGUAUGUCGACUGUGGGGGGAACACCACCUCCUUGCAUGGGCAUGUGCAGGUUUACAAAUAAGACAAGCAAAAAAAUGCACUGCUGAGACUGAGGGUCUUAACGAGAGAACUGGGCUGACCUCCACAUAGGAAAUCUUUGCUCAGUGACAAUGGAAUAAUGGACAGGGACAUAACUUUUCCUUAAAUUAGUCAAAGGCUCAUCAGUUCUUAAGUUCACAACCACUUUCUUCCUUUUACAGGUCAAACAUAAUGUUUAGAAGAGCACAUUUUUUGGUAUUUGUUGAACUUACCAACUUGCCACAGCCAGAUUUUUUGCAGAAUUUGCCUCGAGGCUUGUGGUCAUUUUUCUCCCUGGUGCCAGCAAUAUAGACAGAUGUAAUUUAAUAUUCACGUCACUGGUAGGCAUUGCCAUCUUGUUUACAUUAUCACUCCUCAACAAUAAAAUUACUGGAGUUUUAGAUAUGAAGCACUUUAACCUGAUCUGAAUCUACAGAUAUUAAUAAGAAUGUUGAAUGAGUGCAAUGGGAAUGCUGCAACAACCCAAUGAAAACCACAGAGCUGUUUCGCUACCACUUCUUGUCCCCCUCUUUUCAUUCAUUCCUACAGCAGCCCCUCUCUUUUUAUUUUGUUUAAAAAAUAUAUGAUUCUUGAUAGUGUUUGGUGCAAUAUAGAUGAUGUAUUAUUUUCAUUUGUUUUUAGUUGUUGUUUUUUGCUUAGAGUUCUUUACUUUUAGCUCGAAUAAAGGUAGUUUAAGCCUUCUCUUACGUUUAUCUAUGAUUUUCUGGUGUGAUUUAAAAGCAAAUGUGACGCUGUGAAGACUUGCAGAGUAAAAAUAAACGUGUAAAAGGGAUCAUAUUUUUUAAUUUCAUAGAAAGUGUGGGUGCAUUACAGCGGGCUAAAAAAUACAGAAAUGUGUAAAUAUAAAAUAUGUACUUUUCUUCUGGCUUGCUUCAAAACAUGGUAUAUAAAGAAAAAAAUCUGAGAGCAACUUCCUUCCCUUUAAUGAGGUUGUCCUAUUUUUGUGGGUUGUGGUGUCAUUUGCAAUGUGUUUGCUAUUUUAAUCCACUCUGCAUCUAUAAAUUAUAUGAUGAGUUAACCGCUAUUAUUUUUUAAAAUUAUUAUGGCUCGCUUCCUUUUAUCACAAGGCUUGGAUUUGGAUAAUACCGAAAGUGUAUAAUACCACCAGCAUUCACAUGUUCUGAUGAUAUUCUAUAUUUUUAAACAGAUUAUGUACAACUUUUGCCUGACAGAAGCACAUAACACAUAAAUGGUUAAAAUUUGAAUAAUGCUUCUGAUCUUACUUCAGUUGUGAUCGCACGGGCCAAAUAAAAUGAUAUGGGUUUGUUUUUUUUGACCUUGAACACCGUCAUAAGAAAACUGUAAGCCCCAGAUCCAACCCUUCUCAGUAUUUGAUGAUGAGUGUAGAUGUGAAAACCUCUGUCUUACUGCCUCUACACAGUGGUUUUAUGAUUUUUGUGCAUGAAGCUGAAAAUAAAAUCAUGAUUCAUUUAGAA
Molecule: messenger RNA, 2509 nt
Organism: Micropterus dolomieu (smallmouth bass)
Lineage: Eukaryota; Metazoa; Chordata; Actinopteri; Centrarchiformes; Centrarchidae
Gene: tmem106ba
Product: transmembrane protein 106Ba
Exons: 8
Coding region: 268-1056 (262 amino acids)
Source: RefSeq, a predicted model, not a curated record